GCCCCUGCUCCCCCCAAGACCCGAUUCACCUCCCUUCUUAGGUGAAAAAUGAGAAAAAAACAAAAAAGAACCCUAGUAGCCGCCACCCUCUCUUCUCCGCGUACUGCAACCAAUGCUCACCGCAACCACCGCCAUCUCCACAGUCAAGCUCCACCGCCUCGUUUUAUCAUCUCCCAUCGCUCUCUCUCUGUAGUGGUCGGCGUCGUCUGGUCAUCGGAGCCAGGAUUGUAUAUUCGUCGCUGCCGCCGCUGUGGAGUUAUAUAUUGUCGUCCCCGGCGUCGAGUUCUCUAUUGUCCUCAUCGUCACCGCCGAGCUCUCUCCUCUCCUCGCCGUCACUGCCGAGGUAUCUCUUCUCCUCGCCAUCGUCAAACCGGCUCUUUCUCUCUCUCACCCUUCAUCUGCGAUAUGUCUGCAUUGAAAGAAGCUCAAUGAGAAACCUUGUUUCCUUGUUCGCCUGUUUGUAACUCGUUUAUUAGUUGAACCACUCUGAGUUGCACACUCCUCAGUGUACACUUCAAGGCACCCUCACGAAACCACAAGGUUUGAGUGUAACCAAGCGCCUUGUUUCAUUGUGGGGGAAGAGGUUCGGAGAAGAGGUGGAUCAAGAUCUUAAUAUUUACCUGCAAGUGACGUAGACAGGUUUUUAAGGAUGCCUAGAAAACCAAGGUACAACAUUAUACAGGAACCCCCGAAAGAUGCCGAAACUAAUGCCGGUACCGAAGAGACAACGGUUGGGACCACGACUAGAGGAGCUCAGACAUCACGGCAAACACGUGAUAGGGUUCCUCCGAUAUCAUCCUCAGCUAAUAGAGCUCCGGCAACCCGUAUGAAUGAACCGUUUCGUGCACCGCGCAUCGACCAUAGGAAUGCACAAUCGAGUACUGCUGAUGACCCUCAAACUCCAACAGACGACAUAGAGACUCGGCCUCGCGCGGAAGUGGCUGAUGAUGAAUUAGGGGAUGAGGAUUAUGACCUAGAGGCGGAUGAAGUUCCGUCGUUCGAUGACCACAUCGACGACUUGUUUGCUGCCCAAGAAGUCGAAGGUCAGCAUAGCAACAAGAAAGCCAAAGAUACAGAUUUCUGGGAAGUUACAGUUAUCGAGGACGGUGUCAGAAAGGUUUCUAAGCUGAGUGUGAAGGAGGCUAUAGGCCUCCCUUCCAAUACGAAGAUAGUACUCCUGUUUAACAGUCAGCUGCAACCGAUUGGUCAGGCGGCAGGACUACUGAGUGGUUUCAUAGGGAAUUUGGGUGCGGAUUAUUCUCGGUUCCCCAUAUACUUAGAAAGUUGGAAGCUGGUGAGCAAAGCAAAGAGGGAUCAGGCGUACAACAUGCUUAAGCGGGUCUUUUACUAUGAGGACGAUGCCGGAGGAAAAAUAAAGCGUGAUAUUUUGAAGAGGAUAGGAAAGAACUGGAAGGAUUCAAGACACCACUUGUUUCAUAGGUGUUACAAACUUGUAAGGACUUAUGAGGAAAAUCUUCAGCAUCACCCGAAAGGAAUAGACAAAAAUGAUUGGAAAAAGUUCGUUGACUAUCGCCUGAAUGAAGAAACGCAGAAAAAGUGUAGACAGAAUACUUUAAAUCGGAGCAAGCAAGUUUACACACAUACUGGGGGCUCCAAAACCUUGGCACGAAAAAAAGACGAAGUGGAGAGAGAGCAAGGAAGGCCCGUGGGUAGAGGGGAGUUAUUUAUCAUGACUCAUAAGAAAAGAGAUGGCUCGUAUAUCCACCCCGAUGCGCGUGUUGUUAGUGAAGCAAUUGCGAAUGUUGAGAGGCAGGAUGGAUCCUCUAAGCACCUUUCACAGAAUGACUCGCUAGCACAAGUUCUCGGAAAGGAGCACCCAGGACGAGUUCGUGCCCUAGGUGCUGGACCAUGUCCCACCCAGGUCUUUGGUAAUGCUGCUGGACAACCGUCGGGUUCUGCAGAGUCCAAUGCAGAGGAUAAGAGGAUGAUUGCAGAAUUGAUGGCUAAGUUAGAAGAAGAGCGGGCGAAGAGACAGUCAGUACAUAAGGUCUUGGGAUAUGUAGUCCAACAGUUAGGAGGCAAUUUGCCAAUUGAGAUUGCUGAAGAGCUGGCUUUUGUGGGCGAUACACCAGACUCGUCAUGUGCAGGGCCAUCUUCAUCUGGAAAUCGCAACCCGCAACAAAAAUCUUGAAUUUUAAUUAAUGGUUUUGGAUACCUUUUACAUUUAAGUUGGUUUAGUACGUUAGGCUUAUUUUAUUGAACUUGAGUAUUUAAUCCUGUAUUUUGGACGAUAUUAUGACAAUUUCGUUAUAUAAGUUAUGUUUGCAUAAUUUUAA
Messenger RNA from Arachis ipaensis, 2297 nucleotides. Lineage: Eukaryota; Viridiplantae; Streptophyta; Magnoliopsida; Fabales; Fabaceae. The record is from RefSeq and is a predicted model, not a curated record.